Messenger RNA from Melitaea cinxia (Glanville fritillary), 1468 nucleotides. Its product is annotated as organic cation transporter protein-like. The transcript has 3 exons. Bases 1 to 1458 code for a protein of 485 amino acids. Lineage: Eukaryota; Metazoa; Arthropoda; Insecta; Lepidoptera; Nymphalidae. Gene Ontology annotation, biological process: transmembrane transport. Gene Ontology annotation, cellular component: membrane. The record is from RefSeq and is a predicted model, not a curated record. Gene Ontology annotation, molecular function: transmembrane transporter activity.
AUGACUGCUGAUGAUACUGUGGAAACAAUCAUCGGUCGUUUCGGAAAGUAUCAAACAUGGAUUUUGUUUCUCAUUACCAUCGGAAGGUUUCCCACGGAGUACCAACUGACCAAUGUCGUGUUCAUCAUACCGAGCGUGGAAUAUGUGUGCAUGGAUGAUAAUGCUUAUAACUUGACUAAUCAUUGUCCGUGUGAGAACAUGCAAUAUGAUCAGAGUUCUAUUGUAAGUUCAGUCACCAGUACGUGGAAUCUCAUAUGCGAUAGAAGCCAGCUGGCAAGCUUAGCACAAUCUAUUUUACAAGUUGGAAUCCUGUUUGGAAGUAUUUUUUAUGGACAUGUUUCUGAUAGAUAUGGACGUAAGUUUGCCAGCAUACUGUCACUAGUCUCAGAGGUUAUCUUUGUAGCAUUAUCUACAGUAUCAUCGCAAAUAUGGAUUUUCAUCGUUUUUCGCUUUUUCAUCGGUACUGCUGUUGGAGGAACAAUGCUUUGCUGCUAUGUGAUAAUUAUUGAACUUAGUGGAAAAUCGUUUAGACCAUAUAUGACAGGAUUGAUUGAGUUAUCUUAUAUUUUGUCAUAUUUUACGCUACCCAUCAUUGCUUACUUUUUACGGGACUGGAGACAUCUACAAUGGGCAACAUCCUUACCUUGGGUUUUCGUAAUAUUUUACUACUUCCUUGUACCAGAAUCACCCAGAUGGCUAAUAACAAUGGGUCAAAAAGACAAAGCUUCGAAAAUAUUAACAUAUAUAGCCAAAAAAAAUAAUAUGCCAACUGAUAAUAUAAAGGAAUUGGUAGAAAAAGCUGUUAUGGAAGCCCAAAGUUCACGUACAAAACAAUACGGAUCAUACUUAGAUCUUUUCAAAACUCCAAAGAUUAGAAUUUAUACGCUGAUUACGGCCUUUGUUUGGAUGUGUUGUGCUCAUACGUUUUUCGGCAUUAAUCAGUACAUCGGUCGACUUCAAGGAAACAUUUACCUUAACGUAAUGCUUUCGUCAGUAAGUUUAGUACCUGGACUAAUUCUAGUCGUUCUAGCAUCAUUAUACUUAAGAAGAAAGAUUGCUGUUAUAACAAGUUUUGCUGUAGCUGGUGUCUCUUUAUUAGUGUUUAUAGUGUUACCAUCGGGUAUGAGAGCAGCUGAAUUAACAUUUGCUAUCAUAGGUCAGAUCGGAGCAUAUACGUCAUUUGUUCAGGUGUAUUUAUAUUCAUCUGAAGUUUUUCCUACUGUAGUUAGAAACUCCGCUAUGGGAUUUGCUUCAGUCUUCGGAAGAUUUGGUGGUUUUAUUGCACCUUUUGUAGUUAACAUAGGUAUAGAAUGGGUAUCUAUUUUAAUAUUUUCUUUUUUAGCUUUUUGUGCUGCAUUUUUGUGCUACUUUUUACCGGAAACUAAAGAUAUUGUUCUGCUAAAUACUAUAGAUCAAACAGAAAAAUCAAAUAAGAAUGACACAGUAGUAAGUAGGUAGUUUCUUAAUU